UUUGAAAUAACUUUUAACUUUUGGUAUUGUUAGAAAUGUUGAUUAAUUUGAAGCUGAUUAACUUGAUUUAUCUGAUAUUGUUGUUAUUAUGACCGAUUAAUUGAUUUCUCUAGAUUAUAUGAGCGUGAUAGCUUCGAAAUCGAAGCUUCGGAGCUCAAAAAAAUGGAAUCGCCGAUUGCCUCUCUGGAGAACCGACCCGCCAUCUUCGUCAUCGGAUCCUCCAACGUCGGAAAACGCACCAUCCUUUCCCUUUCAUUUGAUGUCAAUUUUAGGGUUGCUCUCUGUUGACAAUGAAGAUGCUUUUGAUUCUGCUUUUGAAGUGAAUGUACGUGGAUGGACUAUCAACACUAAGUACUAUACUGCUGAUGUUUCUGUAUGGAUGGCUCAUCUUCAUGAUGAUUUUUCUGUUCAGAACCUGCCUGUGUUUCAACAGGCGGCAGCGUUGGUGAUGGUUUUUGACAUGAAUAAUCCAUCUUCUCUAACUGCACUUCAAGAUUGGGUAUCUUGCACUGUCAUUCAAAACUUUGAGAUAUUAUUAUGCAUUGGAAACAAAGUGGACCUCCUUCCAGGUCAUCCGGUUCAUGCUGAAUACAGAAGACGGUUAUUGAAACUUGAAGACUCUACUAUUGAUCCUUAUUCAGAGCUCCCUGAGUAUGGAAUAUCUGAAUCUGAAGGAACUAGUUUACUGGGAGAUGAAGAACCAUCAUGGGAUAUCAGAAGGUCCUGCUUGGAGUGGUGCACCGAGCACAAUAUCGAAUUCAUUGAGGCUUGUGCUUCUAAUGCUGAUUUCGACAAAUGUUUGUCUAUAGAUGGUGAUUUACAAGGAGUUGAACGGCUUUAUGGUGCUCUUUCUGCUCAUAUGUGGCCUGGAAUGAUAUUGAAAUCUGGUGAUAGGAUUAGUCAACCAUCAUUUCCUACAAAGGAGGAGUUAUCUUCAGAAGAAUCUGAUUAUGAACAAGAAUAUGAAGUUUUGUCAGCUGGUUCAGCUGAUCCCUGGGAUGGAACUGAACAAGAAUGGGUAUCUGCAACUUCUUUGGAUGCUGGGGGAUUGGUUCCUCAAAACAAUACAAAUACAAAUUGUGAAUACAAGAUCGAAAUUAAAUCUGAUAAAGAUAUCCCACCCACAACCUCAAGCACUGGGCCUGAAGAUGAAGGUGACCAGAAAGUCUCACACAAUAUCAUGCAUUCUGAAGAUGAGAAUAAAUGUCUUGAAUUAGAUGAUUUGGAGCAGUUGAUGUCUGAGAUUGGAAACAUGCGUGCAGGUAUACGGUUGAUGCCUGAUUUCCAAAGAAGAGACAUGGCUGCCAAGCUUGCUAUGAAAAUGGCUUCCUUAUUUGGGGGUGAGAGUGAUGAAGAGGAAACUUAGUUCAUAUUAGAUGUUAACCCGACGUAAUUCGGUUAUAGGUUUGAUGGAAACAUCAAUGCAUGUCUUUCAUGGUACUUCUAUUUGGGCAUUACUUGGAACUUGGAAGACAUGCAACCUCUAGAACCCCGUCAACAAGGAUUGGUUCCUUCUUCAUGCUACCCUUGGUAACUGCUGAACAUGGUUAAAAUAUUAUGAUGUGUGGCCAUGUUCAUGGUACUUUAACAUGAAUAUGGUGUUGUUUGGGAAACUAUGGUGCGCCCUGGGUCACAUUCUGCAGUUCUGUAAGCUGAAGAGUUGAUUGAAAAGUACUCACAAAUCAAAAUGCUUUCAUUCACUUAGCUAUAACAACCAAAAAAUGGCAUAGUCAAACUAGGUGAUUAGUUGUUUUUCAAAGGAUAAAUUAGUUUCUUUACUUUCCUUAUGACUCUUGCUAUUUUUUAACAUAUGAACGAUGCUGCAUAGACUACCUAAUAUCUUUCA
Messenger RNA from Arachis ipaensis, 1846 nucleotides. The record is from RefSeq and is a predicted model, not a curated record. Lineage: Eukaryota; Viridiplantae; Streptophyta; Magnoliopsida; Fabales; Fabaceae.